AAAUUAAAAGUAGAAGGGGGACCCUCUGAACCCUUCUUCCUCCUCGUUAAGUUUUAACUAUGCUCGAGUGACUUUACUUUGAGCUAGCUUCUUUCUUCUAAAUGAAUGCCAAGAAACUUUGAGCUAGUGACUUUACUUUGAACUGGGCGAUCCACCGGCUACCAUCAGCAGCAGCAACAACCUCACCGAUUUCUCCCCGGCGGUUAGGGUAGGGGAGCCGGCGCCGGAGCUGUGACCGACUCUUCCACUUACGUUGAUCCUUCCUUAUCCUCUAAACGCAGGUAGUAUGAUGCACAGAGCCGAGAGAAAAUACCAAGUAGGUGCAGUUACAGAUGAAGAAGAAGCGAAACGAAGGCAAUUAAAGGGCAUCUUGGAAAAGUUGACCCCGCAAAACUUUGAGAAAGUUUUGGAGCAAUUUAAAAGUGUCAACAUCGACAACGCCGUUACUCUUACUGGUGUAGUUUCACAGAUAUUUGACCAAGCUUCGAAGGAGCCUACCUUGGGUGAGAUGUAUGGAGAUUUAUGUUACCAUCUGUCUGGGACGUUACCCGAUUUCAAUGAGGAUGGUGAAAAGAUUACUUUCAGAAGAUUGCUUCUCAAUAAAUGUCAGAUGGAAUUUGAGAGAGGAGAGAAAGAAGAGGAGGAAGCCAAUAGAGUUCCUGAAGAAGGACAAACCGAGGAGGAGAGACUCAAGGUUCGGAGGAGAAGGCUCGGUAAUAUUAGACUUAUUGGUGAGUUAUACAAGAAAAGGAUGUUGACUGAGAAAAUCAUGCACGCAUGCAUCCAGAAGUUGCUCGGGUAUGAUCAGGAUCCACAUGAAGAGAACAUAGAAGUUCUGUGUGAACUAAUGAGUACGAUAGGAGUUAUGAUCGAUCACGACAAAGCUAAGGUCCAUAUGGAUGCAUAUUUUGAGAGAAUGAAAAUGCUAUCAUGCAAACAAGAAUUGUCUUCUACAGUCAGGUUCAUGUUAAUUAAUGCCAUCUAUCUGAGAAAGAGCAAAUGGCAAGAGAGAAUGAAAGUUGAAGGGCCAAUUCCGGAAACAGUAGGAAAUAAAGAUUCUUGCGUCUUUCUCAAGGAAAGAAAUGAAAGCAUGGAUAUCAAUGGGUUUCAUGUCUUGUCUUCACAAGUAGAAUCUGUGAGGCGUCUGUUUGAGAGACAUCCAGACAUUGCAAUAGGUUUCCGUGCAAAGAACCAGCUUCUGAGGAACUCUUGCAUGAAUUCCCUUCUCAGCUUAAUCGAGACACUGUGUCAACCACUUGAAGAUCUCUCCAAUGAAGAUCUUGUCGAAGCAGACAUCGCACUGACUUAUGUGAAAGAUUUAGGCUUUAGAGUGGAUUGGUUGGACAAGAAGCUAGACCAAGUAAAAGAAAAGAAGAGGAAAGAGCUGUCUGGUUCUGCCAUGCUUCAAGAAACAGAGGAAAGUUUACUGAAGCUGAAGCGAAAGUGUGCAGAGCUUGAGGCUCUAGCUGAGGAGCAGAAGGCCGAGUUGUCGGCCACCAGAACUCCUCUGUCAUUCGACGAUGUUGUUUGAUGACUUGAACAGCUCAAGCUGAGCUCUUAAGACAUUUGGUUUUCUACUAUCUAAGUUUCUUUGUUGGUUGUCAAAAUAAGAGAUCAUCUUGGCUUUA
Messenger RNA from Raphanus sativus (radish), 1628 nucleotides. Its product is annotated as eukaryotic translation initiation factor 4G-like. The transcript is spliced from 3 exons. Lineage: Eukaryota; Viridiplantae; Streptophyta; Magnoliopsida; Brassicales; Brassicaceae. Gene Ontology annotation, molecular function: translation initiation factor activity; protein binding; mRNA binding. Gene Ontology annotation, cellular component: eukaryotic translation initiation factor 4F complex. Bases 287 to 1531 code for a protein of 414 amino acids. The record is from RefSeq and is a predicted model, not a curated record.